Messenger RNA from Musa acuminata AAA Group (dessert banana), 2060 nucleotides. Its product is annotated as dnaJ protein ERDJ3A-like. The transcript is spliced from 7 exons. The record is from RefSeq and is a predicted model, not a curated record. NCBI's taxonomy places the organism in Eukaryota, Viridiplantae, Streptophyta, Magnoliopsida, Zingiberales, Musaceae. The coding region runs from base 87 to 1817 and encodes 576 amino acids.
GCGCUCCCACCGUCAGCUUCGAGAAUCGUCUUCGUCGAUUCAAGAAUUGUGGGCUUCAGGAGUUCGAUCGCCCGCUCGCGGCGUCAAUGAAUCUCUCAUUUUUCGUCCUAGUAAUCCUCUUCUUAUCACGGCCAGCCCAAUCCGUGGAUCCUUACAAGGUUCUCGGGGUUGAUAAAAGUGCUAGUCAGCGUGAUAUUCAAAAAGCCUUUCACAAGCUGUCUCUUAAAUAUCACCCUGAUAAGAAUAAAAGUAAGGGUGCACAGGAAAAAUUUGCGGAGAUAAAUAAUGCAUACGAAAUUCUCUCUGAUGAAGAGAAGAGGAAGAAUUAUGAUCUAUAUGGAGAUGAGAAGCUGACUCCGGGAUUUGGAGGUAAUUAUGGAGAUGAGAAACGGAACCCAGGAUUUGGAGCUAAUUUUGGGAAUUAUCAGGGACAUACCACUGGUGGACCAGGGAGCAGUUACUUCACUUCUAACCAGGGUGGAUGGCAGUCAAUGGGUAGCAAAGGAAAUGCCAGAACAUUUUCCUUCGCCUUUAGUAAAAACCCUAGUGUUGGUGGAAAUCCAUUUGGUUUUGGCUUUGGUAAUAUAUUUUCUGAUUUUUUUGGUGGUGGUAUGGAGGGUGGAAAUCAGCAUGAUAGUUUCAGUACCUUUGGUGGACCAAACUCUCAAUUUUCUUCUCAUGGGAACAUUCAGGAUGUUGAUUUGCAGCUUUUCAACAAACAAAUAAAAGACCAGGGGUUAACUUGGCUUUUAUUGUUCUAUACAUCUUCAGCCACAGGAUACCAUGUACUAGAAUCCAUUAUGGAGGAUGUGGCCAGUUCAUUAAUGGGAGCUGUAAAGGCUGGCAAAAUUGAUUGCAAAAAGCAGUCUCUCUGCAAGGAUAUGGGUGUGUCUCUUCCGAAGUCAGCGCGUCUCUUUAUUUAUUCCUAUAAAUCUGCUGAAAAAACUUCAUUGGUAGAAUAUAGUGGUGACCUUGAUCCUCGGAGUCUAAAAAACUUUUGUCUGGAUCAGCUGCCCAGGUUUUCUAGAAGGAUAGAGUUUAGCCAGUUUGAUUUUUCACCUGAUAGCUCAGUAAAUCGACCUCAAGUGCUGCUACUCUCAACCAAGAAAGAGACACCAGUAAUGUGGCGUGUUAUCAGUGGCUUGUAUCGGAAUCGCUUUUUGUUCUAUGAUGCAGAGGCUCAUGAUGUUUCACAUCCUAUGUUGAAAAGAUUAGGAGUCAAAAAGCUACCAUCUGUGGUUGGUAAACUAGUAACUGGUGAGAUGCAUGUUUUGAGAUCUGGAAUCAUUGUUAAAGAUUUGAAAUCUGGCAUUGAAGAGUUGAGAACCUUGCUUGAAAGUUUUGAGAAGAAAAAUAAGGUGUUCUCUGAUCAUUCCAAGAAACCAUCUCAGAAUGAAGAGGGUGGAAAUGUUCCUUUUCUCACAACUUGGAACAUAGAUAAUCUUUGUGGUGAAAAGGCUACUGUAUGUUUUAUAGGUGUCUUCAGGUCAUCAAAGGGAAGAGACAAGCUGGAAACAAUUGUUUCGGAGGUCUCCCGGAAGACUCUAGUUAGGCAGCAGAGCAAAGCCCAAACCACAAGGGAUUCGAUAACUUACUCUCUGUUGGACGGUAACAAGCAGCCGUCUUUCCUGUAUGCGUUUGACAAAUUGGGUUAUGGUUCUUUGGAUAAAUUUCUAAUAGCUUACAAGCCUAGGAAGCAAAAAUUUGCAGCUUUUACCGGUGAUGUGACGAUGGAAGCGGUAGAGAAAUUUGUUAGUUCAGUUCUUAAUGGGGAUAUACAGUUCUCCAAGGUUCGACAGCAGCCUGUUAUUAGAUGAGGUACUUAAAAAUGUCAGUCCUUGUGAACUUUUCACCGUGUAGCAUACCACCAUUUACCCCAUGGUGCAACUGACAGAUCACUAUGGAAGUGGCCCUGGGAAGAAAGGAAGCAUGACAGUGAUCUCACUUGUCAAGUAAUCGUUGUAUAGAGCAAGAAUGAGACCAAAACCCUGAAAGAGGUUUCUUACGGAAAUAUGUAUUUUUUUUUUUGGGUCACUAAUUCUAAUCUUUGCCUUCACUUC